Dendrobium catenatum is the source of this 1576-nucleotide messenger RNA. RefSeq lists its product as uncharacterized. Lineage: Eukaryota; Viridiplantae; Streptophyta; Magnoliopsida; Asparagales; Orchidaceae. Gene Ontology annotation, molecular function: DNA-binding transcription factor activity. The record is from RefSeq and is a predicted model, not a curated record. Bases 443 to 1396 code for a protein of 317 amino acids. The transcript has 5 exons.
UUAGGCAAAGUCUUACACGGGAAUAUGCAAAAAGAAAAAAAAAAGUAUGUUUCGUUUAUAAAACAAACGGAGGCCAGUCGGAUGAACAGGCAAAGGUGGGAGCGGUGGGGAUCUCUGUCUCGUUCGGUUGAAUUAAUUCCUCUCCAAAAUGUUUGAAAGAUUUGCAGAUUCAAUCGAUAGCCUGAAAGACUCCAUCUGCAAUAGCUAUUGGAUUCGUUUCCAUUCUCAUCCUACAGAUUUCCGGCAAUAACUUCGUUUCAUGGAGUUGGAUCCCUUUCGUUUUAGUCCCCCAACAUCUUCUUCAACUUACAUAUCUUCCUCUUCCAAUCACUUCCAUACAAAGAUGGCGACUUUUCUCACAAAUACCUAGCUUCGUACUCUCCUGUAUCUAAAAGAAAGACAAAAUUUCUUCUACAACUCUGUGAUCGCUUUGUAAACCAAAAUGGUACUCCAAGAAGAUGGAGAUCCCAACAAUGGAGGCUGCAAUGAUAGAACUGGUUUAUCGCCAAAGAAGCCCAAACCCAAUAAAAUUCCGCAGCGUGGGCUCGGAAUCGCUGCGCUUGAGAAGCUCCGAAGAGAAGACCAGCAGAAGAGUAUCGCCGCCGCCUUCUCAACCAGUGAGAACAUCGCCGCCACGGCUUCCUGCGCUGGAGGCAUCGGAAGCGGCGAGCAUUUGUCCGUUAGCGUCAUCGCGCCAACCCCCUUUUUCCCCUUGCUCGAGCAAAGCAAAAAACCUUGCUAUUUUGGUAACUAUGCUCUGUUCCGGCCACAUUCGGACGCCAUCGAUGGUUCUUCGCCAUUAGUUUGGAACUCAAUUCAGAGCGAAAUUUCCUCUAAUUCAAACUCGCGGUUGCCUCUACCUCCCAGGAAGCUUCAACAGGAGCAACAUAGAUGUUCUCUGGUGAUCAAUAACUUUCUAUCACCUCCUUUGUCUUCUGGAGCUUGUCUUCAGAUGGAGCCCCCUUCAAACCAAAGCUACGUUAGCAUUAAUCCUCCUUCCAUGCCCGAGCAGAAGUUGGCAAGCUUGAAGCGUUCGUGGCCCUUUCAAUCUGGUUCAGCUCUACAGUCUGCUACAGAUCACAAAAGAAUUGCUUCGUCGAGGGAUGAUUCUUCGAGUUCGAGCUGUCCUCGACUCAAUAUCGGAGCUGAAGGUGAAGCUUCUAAGCUUGAUGGAAGCUUACUCAGCCUUGGUCUUCUGCCUGUUUCAGAACCUUUCUCCAUGCAAACAAUACCGUUUCAGAAACAUUUUGUUCAUUGUUUGCAACAUAUUCAGAAAAACACAGAAAAAAAGAAUUCGGAAGCUCUUGGCCCACCAACUCUUUACAAUUUCAUGGGUCUGCCUCAUGAUCUCAUUGGAAGCAAUCCUUGUGAUGCAGAUACUGAAUCUAAAGAUUAAUGCAAAUGCAGAUCAUUGAAGCAGCAAGGUUGAAAUAGAGAUUAUUUGAUAUAGUUUUCUUCAUCAUGCAGUAAUUUCUUCUCGUUUCCCUGCUUCAAUAUUGUAUGUUUCAGGCUUUCAGCUUCAUUGUUGUUUCCAUUUACAGGCAUCAAUGAAUGCAUACCCGUUUCUUUUCCCCUC